Messenger RNA from Parnassius mnemosyne (clouded apollo), 1065 nucleotides. The record is from the annotation of a GenBank genome assembly. Lineage: Eukaryota; Metazoa; Arthropoda; Insecta; Lepidoptera; Papilionidae.
AUGGCUAAUAAAAUAGUUUUAUCUAUAACCAAACGCUUAUAUUCUGGUUCUGUUGGAAGAAUUCAAGCUGAAAAAUACGUUCUUACUAAACAUUUUAGCGGAGAACCAAAGAAAAGUGACUUUAAAAUUGUUUAUGAAGAACUUCCAGAACUAUCAGAUGGAGAAAUAUUAACGGAAGCCGAAUACCUUAGUGUAGACCCGUACAUGCGAGCUUAUAUGAUAGGAUACAAAUUGCCAACAGACAUGAUAGGCGGACAAGUAGCGAGGAUUAUAGCAAGUCGGAAUAAAAAUUAUCCGGUUGGCGCCUAUGUCGCAGGGUCUUUUGGAUGGCGAACUCAUACUAUUUGUAACCCUAAUAAGCCCCCUAACAUGGGUUUUUUGCCUUUAAAUAUGUUGCCGGACAUAAGCCCACAUCCUGUUUCUCUUGGGCUAGGAAUACUAGGCAUGCCCGGUAAUACAGCUUAUUUUGGCUUAAAAGAAAUAUGCAAGCCGCAGAGAGGUGAAACUAUUGUAAUAACUGGGGCAGCUGGCGCUGUUGGUUCACAUGUUGGACAAAUUGGUAAAAUAUUAGGUUGUCGAGUUGUUGGUUUUGCUGGGUCAGACGAGAAAUGUGAAUACUUAGAAAAAGAAUUGAAAUUCGACCGCGCAUUUAAUUACAAAACGGUCGAUAUAAAGGCUGCUCUGAGGGAGAGUGCGCCAAACCGCGUCGACUGCUAUUUUGACAAUGUCGGCGGGGAAAUAAGUUCAACUAUUAUGAGUUAUAUGAAUAAAAAUGGAAGGGUGGCUGUUUGUGGUUCUAUAUCAUCUUACAAUGAUGCUGUUUUACCGAAAGUGACAAUUUUGCAACCAGCAAUUGUUUUUAAAGAACUGAAAGUAGAGGGAUUUUUGGUAAAUCGUUGGGCUGAUCGUUGGAGUGAGGGUAUCAAAGCCAAUCUGGCCUGGCUACGUGAGGGCAAAUUGCAAUAUCAAGAGAAAGUUUAUCACGGUUUUGAUAACAUGGUUGAAGCUUUAGUUGGUAUACUAAGAGGAGAGAACAUUGGAAAAGCAGUAGUUAAAGUCAAAUAA